AGAGGUGGAAUAAGUGGGCUUUGGCUCUUCAGGGUUCAGCCUGCGGGUGGCAGACUGAAGCUGUGAAUAUGAGUGAUGACAAACCGUUCCUCUGCACGGCUCCUGGCUGCGGACAGCGAUUCACGAAUGAAGACCACCUGGCGGUGCACAAACACAAGCAUGAGAUGACCCUGAGGUUUGGUCCGGCUCGCAAUGAGAGUGUCAUCAUCGCCGACCAGACGCCGACGCCGACACGCUUCCUGAAGAACUGCGAGGAGGUCGGGCUGUUCAACGAGCUCACCGGCCCGUUCGAGCAUGACUUCAAGAAGGCCACCGAGGACGACAUUAAAAAGUUGCCUCUGGACUUGUCUCCGCUUGCGACUCCUGUUGUUCGAAACAAGAUAGAGGAGCACACACCCAUCGAGUCGCACCGGGACAGCCCCCUCCCCCACCCCGAGUCCACCACAACCGACGACAAGGAGGUUUCUUUGCAGCCGAUCUCCACUAUAGUCCGUCCUGCCUCCCUCCAAGUCCCAAAUGUGCUUCUGGCCAGCUCUGAGGCUGGUGUUGUUAUUCAGCAAGCUCUCCCAUCUCCAACAUCUAGCUCUGUAAUAACCCAGGUCCCGUCCUCUAGUAGAUCCAUAGUUCCGGUGUCCGGCACGUUUCCGGUUCUCCUGCAGCUGCCGAACGGUCAGACGAUGCCCGUCGCUAUUCCAGCCACCAUCGCCAGCUCCAGCGUACACAUACCCACUGCCAUUCCUCUGGUCAGACCUGUCACCAUAGUGCCUAGUGUCCCUGGGAUGCCCGGCCCCUCCCCUCCACAGCCUGUCCAAUCAGAAGCCAAGAUGAAGCUGAAGGCGGUCCUCAGUCAUCAGAUCCCCCAGGUGAUGAACGGUGACGCAGGAGAGACCCAGAGCAGCGAGACUCCGCCCCCAGCCCCGGCCGAGGAGCCACGCCCCCAGUGCGCUACACAACAGCCGGCCACAUCCACUACAGAGACGCCCGUGUCUCCCGCCCCCCCAGCCCAACACACAACCAGUACCGGUGGGCGGCGGCGGAGGACCACCAGCGAAGACCCCGACGAGAAAAGACGCAAGUUUCUGGAAAGGAACAGAGCCGCCGCUUCCCGCUGCAGGCAAAAGAGGAAAGUCUGGGUGCAGAGUCUGGAGAAAAAAGCCGAAGACUUGAACAGCGUGAACGGACAGCUACAGAAUGAGGUGACUCUUCUGCGUAGUGAGGUGGCCCAGCUGAAACAGCUCUUACUGGCUCAUAAGGACUGUCCCGUGACACUCCUGCAGAAGAAAUCAGGAAACCACCAGCUGGAGAAGGAGGACAGCGGCGGGGAGAUGUCUGUUCCCAGCAGCCCUCAGAACGAGGCCAUCCAGCACAGCUCCAUCAGCACAUCCAACGGCAUCAGCUCGAGCACGGCCCUGGGACCCGGACCCGCCCUGGGCCCGCCAGCAGAACACAGCACAGAGGAGGACGAGGACGAGGAGGAGGAGGAGGAGUCUUCCUCACACGCACAGUCUUCUGGGAGCUGAUCAGGCCUCCGCUCGCUCACUUCAGUCCUGGCAGCCAUGUUGAAAUGAGCCUCUGUUUUCAUUUCAGCUCUUUUCAAUCCAGCGCAUUUUUACAAAGAGUGAGUACGGAAAGCCCUUGGGAGGCUAUGCAGGAACUCAACUGGUUAUUGUUGUUUGUUUUGUUUUCUUUGGUGUAUUUAUUGAGUUAAACGUAAAGUGUCUUGGAAGGAUCAAGAUAUCACGAUAGCCCAAAUGUGUCCGGGUUCAUAGUGAAAGGAAAUGGACUUACUGAAGCACUACCAGAGGCAUAAAGUUAGAAGAAUUGACCGCUUUAGUUUCAUAUUUACAAAGAGUGAGUACAGUAGUUGGGAAAGCCCUUGGGAGGCUAUGCAGAAAACUGUACUGAUUGUUUUAUGUUUGUUUGUUUUUUCAUGUGUGGCGUAUUUAAGUUAAACGCAGAUUGUGUUGGAAGGAUCAAGUCGGAAUGAUUCACGACAGCCCAAAAUGUGUCCGCAUACAUAAUCCGCGUUUCCACUGCAGGAAGUUUCCCCAGGAACAAGGGACUUUGGGCUGGUACUCGGUGUGUUUCCACCGCAGGAACCAGGGUCUAAAUGAAGUGUCCCUUGUCAACACUUGGUUAGGUUGCCAGGUUGAAAGAUCAGGCAACUGGUCAACAUUAGAGAAACAUAUUGGUCCGAUUAUUCAUAAAGGAGUUAGGGCCAUGCAAAUUACGGAGUUUCCCGGGAGAAAUAACAUACUGAGAGGGGUCCGGGAUAUAGGGCUAAAAAAACGGGAGAAACCCGGGAAAAACGGGAGUGGUCCCCGUCCGAAAGUCCCUGCUUGUGAGUUCAGGAACUUUCAGGGGUGGGACUUGGGUGCUGGACAUGCUGAUUGGUCGAGUUCAUGCCGCAUUUUGAUUGGUUGACUCCAUGCAGCAUUUUGUUUCAUCCACCAGUAACAAAACAGUCACAGUUAUUUACUAUUCGAGUCAACAAUGGAGUUUAAAAAAUACAACCGAUGGACCGACGACGAGUCUCAGGCUUUAUUAAGCUUAAAGGAGAACUCCA
Molecule: messenger RNA, 2566 nt
Organism: Pimephales promelas (fathead minnow)
Lineage: Eukaryota; Metazoa; Chordata; Actinopteri; Cypriniformes; Leuciscidae
Gene: atf2
Product: activating transcription factor 2
Biological process (GO): regulation of DNA-templated transcription
Molecular function (GO): DNA-binding transcription factor activity
Source: RefSeq, a predicted model, not a curated record